AUGGCCCGCUUUGAACUUAAUUGUACUUCAUCUUCUGACGCAGUCGUUUCUACUGUCGGAGCCUUACCACUUUCCCCACCUCCAUCAUCUUCCUAUCCCAGCCAUCUCUCAUCAGCUUAUUCAAAACCUCAUAAGCCGCUGUUUUCUUAUCCCCAACACACUACCAGCACAAUCCAUUCUUUAAAUAAAGCCACUUGUUCCUGGAAUUUCAAUGCUUUAUCAGAUGAUCCUGCCUCGAAUAAAUAUUUGGGAUCCGAGAUGACUGAUGGGGACAAAGAGUUUUGCAUGCUUGGGAACAAACAUUGGAUACAGGCGAUGCCAGACCACUCAUAUGACAGUGUUGCUGACAGGCGAGAGACAAUUUUUAUCGAUGAUGGAAAGUUUAGUACCGGAGUUAUUGGUGUCGCUGAACAUCUCUGUGAAACUGGAUUAAAAGGCUGUGUUGGGGAAAGUAAAGGGGCUUCCUCCAGCUCCUCGGCAUUAAACGAUAUUCUGACUUCACAAUUGCUAAGCAUGACUACCAGCCAGGAUGGCCUUAGCUCAUCGCCUUUGCUGGCUAGUAUUCCAGUAUCAACUAGCACUCUACCCAAACAGCUCGAUCUGAAAGCUAUAUGUCCUGAUAUCGGAUCUAACAUUAUAAUUAAUUCACAUCUCAGUAUUGUCGACGACCAUGCUAUACAGGCGUUGGUUUCUCAUUGCAACACCAGCGCAAUCACCCACUCUUCUCAAGUAUCAGAAUUCUAUCCAACCUGCGAGCCGAUAUCAAGCCAUAGCUGUGGGUACCAAAGCUAUAGUGAACCUAUACCCGAAGAUAGAGCCAAGCAUAACACUGCUUUGGUUAUGAAAGAAGAAAAAACUAAGAUCUACCAGAUACCUCAGCUGAGUCGGUUAGGCUCUGUUUCAAUUUUUUCGCAAGGUUCGAUUUCAUCUUCUUCUAAACCCGACAGUCCGAUUGGCUUCUCUGAAAGAGUCUGCAUAGAGGAUUGCACAACGACAUCUUUGUCGCCGGCUAUUUUUAACAAAAAUGUGCCAACUCAGGAUGAGUACAAUGAUGGUCCAUCACCCUACUAUAAUCUGACUAGUGCUGAGGUGAUUUUGCUUUUAAUAUACCUUAUUGAAAUGUUGCUUCUUUCGUAA
Protopolystoma xenopodis is the source of this 1137-nucleotide messenger RNA. Lineage: Eukaryota; Metazoa; Platyhelminthes; Monogenea; Polystomatidea; Polystomatidae. The record is from the annotation of a GenBank genome assembly.